Molecule: messenger RNA, 372 nt
Organism: Peronospora matthiolae
Lineage: Eukaryota; Oomycota; Peronosporomycetes; Peronosporales; Peronosporaceae
Source: the annotation of a GenBank genome assembly
AUGCACCUCAACCAAGUCUUUCUGGUCGUCACCCUCAUUCAAUCUCUCACUGCCUCUGACUUCGCGAGUGCUGCCAACGAUCACAUCCAUCAAGCAAGCGGGACAACUAACGUGAAGGACGCGUUCGCAGUGGCUCCCGAACGGAUCGAUAACUUUGGGGAGUCAACUACGUCCACCGACGUUGCAGCAAGUCAAGAAGAGCGGCUUGUACCUGCCGUCGCUACAGGGCGCACACACGCCAUCCUGCCAAGCGUCGUAGCUCCAUCAGAGCCGACAGAGAUGACGAGACGGUCCGCAGUCACAUCCUCUUUUGGGUACAUUGACGCGGUUGCUGGGAACGAGGCAAGAGCUCUGUCAUUAGUCUCGAUCUAA